This is a messenger RNA of Aspergillus nidulans FGSC A4, 459 nucleotides long. RefSeq lists its product as uncharacterized. Gene Ontology annotation, cellular component: mitochondrial inner membrane. The record is from RefSeq and is a predicted model, not a curated record. NCBI's taxonomy places the organism in Eukaryota, Fungi, Ascomycota, Eurotiomycetes, Eurotiales, Aspergillaceae. The transcript has 2 exons. Bases 58 to 459 code for a protein of 133 amino acids.
CCCUCUGCCAACACACCAAUAAUUCCAUUCAUCUCAGUUAUUAAUGAUCAGCCAAAAAUGACAACCACAAACCCCAGAUACAACCUCCGCAACCCACUCCCCCUCUCCGCCGCCCAAGAAGCCGAAGUCAAACAAUUAUACUACAAGCGUGUGCGCGCCUAUUGCGCGCCUGAGAUAAAGGCUUUCGCCGAAUGCGCGGUCAACCGCACGGUCACAGCAACGUGGGUGUGCCGGGCGCAGCGCCUCGCGAUGAAUUCUUGUAUGAUUGAGCAUGCGAAACCAGAGGAGGAGGAUCGGGCGCGGGAAGAGUGGUUUGCUUCGCACGAAGAGCGGCGGCGAGCGAAACUGGAGGAACAGGAACGGGUAGAGAAGAGGAGGGAGGAGGUUAUUCGCAUGAUGAGGGAGGAUGAGCAGCGGAAAUCGGAGGCAAAGGCGAAGGCUGCUGGGAAGUCAAGCUAA